Molecule: messenger RNA, 412 nt
Organism: Meloidogyne enterolobii
Lineage: Eukaryota; Metazoa; Nematoda; Chromadorea; Rhabditida; Meloidogynidae
Source: the annotation of a GenBank genome assembly
UUGUUGCUUUUUAAAGCUUUUAUUGGAAAUAUUAGAAUCUGAAGAUCUUCAAUUAAAAGCUAUUGACAAAGAGGGAAUGACUCCUUUACAUCUGGCUGCAGCUGUAGGGUCAGAACAAUGCUGCGAAUUGUUAUUGGCGCCUAAUUGGAGAUUACCUGUUGAUUCUCGUGAUAACUUAGGUCGGACACCUCUUCAUUUGGCCGCUUGGUGUCGUGUCGGCACAAAUGUUGUUAAACUUUUAAUGGCAAAAAAGUCUAUAGCCGCGACAGCUAGAGACCAACAAGGAUGGACACCUUUACAUAUUGCCGUCAUGGCUAAUAAUCGUCCGGUACUUGAAAAACUUCUUGAGGCAAUGGGACCAGCUGGGGCUCAAGUAAAAUUAAUAAUUUAUGUAAUGGGGAAAUUUAUCUAA